AUGACACAUGCAAGUCUCGUGCUGAAGCACCCCUUGUUUGGAUUGGAGAUGCAGCCCUUGGCUUGCAUCUGUGCAAAUUUUGACAAGAUAGCACAUUGUGGAACAGAAGUGAAAACAGAAAAUGGAUAUUUAGGAUUUCAUAGAUUGAUUGUUGAUUGUCUGUAUGGAAUGCUGCAAGACAGAAUAUGUAAAUACCCAAAAUCUUUUUCUUAUUGCCACGGGGAGCUAUAUAAUUGGAUAAAGCUACAAAAACAACAUCAUUUUGAAUACAUUACUAAAUGCGACGUGGAAGUGAUUAUGCAUUUAUAUGCAAGUGGUGGUGUUGACAAUGUUGCCCGAUCUCUGGAUGGUGUAUUUGCAUUUUGUUUAAUGGAUGUUGUCAAAAGGAGAAUUCUAAUAGGCAGAGAUCCAUAUGGUGUAAGACCACUAUUUAAAUUAUAUUCAGAUGAUGGGCAGUUAGCCAUUUCUUCAGAAAGCAAGGGUUUAAUGGAAAUUUCAAAACGCAUAAAUGGCAAUUGGACACUAGAACCAUUUCGUCCAGGCCAUUAUGAGGAAUAUGAAAUUUUACAUGAUGGUCGAACAAAGAUGCUGUCUAAUAUCAAUUAUUAUAAACCUGGUGACAAACCUUUUUUUCAGGUGUAUACUCCUUGGUCUACUUUGAAUCCAAAAGAUAUCCAUGGCAACAUUCGAAAGCUACUUUCAACAGCAGUGGAAAAACGAUUAAUGGCUGAUAGACGAAUAGGAUGCCUAUUGUCAGGUGGAUUAGAUUCUAGUUUAGUUGCAGCUCUACUAGUGAAACAUGCGAAAGAACACAAUUUACCAUACAAGAUUCAGAGUUUUGCAAUAGGUAUGGGUGACAGUCCAGAUAUUAUUGCUGCAAAACAGGUUGCAGAUUACAUUGGAAGUGAACAUCAUGAAAUCAUCUUUACAGAGAAAGAUGUAAUUGAAGUAUUGAAUAAAGUUAUUUAUUCACUGGAAACAUACGACAUUACGACUAUUCGAGCUUCAAUAGGAAUGUAUCUCAUUUCGAGAUAUAUAAAACAGAAUACAGAAACAACUGUGAUCUUCAGUGGAGAAGGUGCUGAUGAGCUGGCACAGGGCUAUAUUUAUUUCAGAGAUGCACCUACUGCAGCAGAUGCCCAUAAUGAAUCUCUAAGAUUAUUGAAGGACAUAUAUUUAUAUGAUGGAUUAAGAGCUGAUCGCACAACAAGUGCAUUUAGUUUGGAGUUGAGAGUACCAUUUUUGGAUCUCCAGUUUACGUCGUAUUAUUUGUCCUUGGAUCCUAAUAUGCGACAACCUCAAAAUGGAAUCGAAAAGCAUUUAUUAAGAUCUGCUUUUGAUGGGACUGGUUUAUUACCUUCACAUAUACUGUGGAGGCAUAAAGAAGCUUUUAGUGAUGGAGUUGCAUCUAUCAAGAAAUCUCUUUUUCAAAUAAUCCAAGAAAUAGUAGAAGAUCGUAUUAAGGAUGAAGAUUUAAAUGCUGCUUACACAAAAUAUCCUCAUUGCACUCCAAGAACAAAAGAAGCACUUUAUUAUAGAAAUACCUUUGAAUCAUAUUACAAAGGGCAAGCAGAAAGUUUUACACCUUAUUUUUGGAUGCCACGUUGGGUGAAAAAUGUUACAGACCCAUCUGCUAGAUUCAUCAAACAUUAUGCCGCGAAUGUUGAUGAAAAAGAACAGCUAAAAACAACUUAAAAAA
Messenger RNA from Nylanderia fulva, 1699 nucleotides. The record is from RefSeq and is a predicted model, not a curated record. NCBI's taxonomy places the organism in Eukaryota, Metazoa, Arthropoda, Insecta, Hymenoptera, Formicidae.